AUGUGUCGCAGGGCUCCAAUCAUGUCAUGGAUUAUUGAUGGUCACGUCCGUGAUCGGGAGCCCGAAUUGCAACAUCACAACACUUUCCUCUAUGCAAGGAUGACAUCGGUACAGCACCAUACAGAACCUUACCGAAGGAAAAAAGAGCGUUUCAAUAACAGCGGGUCCGAUUCGUCAGAAGACGACUCCGCAGUGACAAAAACUACAAGACAAAAUGUUUUGCCCCUGUUCACGCAGAAAAGAAAGCAACAGCAACCAAUGUCUGGAGCUUUGCAAAAACCUCGUAAGCAACCACCAUGGUACAAUGCUCGGAUUCUCGAAGAAGAACGACCGGAUCUUGCUGGAGAAGACGGAAGGAUUAACUUAGAGCGAGAUGAAGCCGCACUUAUGGAUAUGUUCAUCAGAGGGAAAAGUGAUCUUCAAAUAGGCGAUCUUAUAAUUACUGAUGAUAAGCGAUCGGAUCACAGUGCUUCAUAUUCUUGCUUUGAGUACCAGGUGUAUCUCCCACCCAUAGGAAUGGAAUGCAUCCUGGGAAAUGUAAAAUUUGAUCUGCCAGACUUUUUGGAUGAGGAAGAUCGUAAAUUCAAUCGCUACGAAGUACAAUUGAAAUACAACGAAGGGCGUUAUACAGCCAUUUACAUAAUAUCGCGGCAAGUUUGCGUAAACAACGAGACAGAAGAGAAGAACACUCUUUUCGCUAUGAAAACUAGUAUUCGGCCCUAUAGCGUGAACAUUUCCUUACGAAUGAAGCGUGAACUUCGAAUGCUGAAUGAGCUCAAGAAGUACAAGUGCCCAUACUGCCCAACUGUUCUUGACAGCGGACGAGUAGCCGACUUACCUUUUAUAGUAAUGAACCUCUUGGAUCGCAAUUUCGAGAAGCUUCGUGAACAAGUAGCCAUGUUCAGACCAGCUACAGUAUAUUAUGUUGCUCAUGAAGCCUUAGCAGCGAUAGGGUUUCUACACAACUUGCGGUUUAUACAUCGUGAUAUCAAAACGACAAAUCUUUGCGUUGGUGUCGGUCCAUUGAUGACCAGGAUUUAUCUGAUUGAUUACGGUGACACCGUUAGGAAGGGCAAAAAGAUCAGAUAUGGUACACCUGACGCUUACACAUUGCCAUACUGGAGUCUGGAUGCUCAUAGACGUACAGCUGCGCGCGAGAAAGGGGACAUCGAGUCGUGGUUCUACGUAUUUAUUGAUCUACUUGAACCUGGAUCGCUUCCUUGGUCGAAGUUGAACGAUGAAAAGGCUAUAGAAGCGGAAAAAGUAACUUUUUGGGAAGGUAAGUAUCGAAGGCCUGCCGCACCUCCAUGUUCUGUGGGCACACGACCGCUUCGUCAUAUUGUCCUGCCCUCAAGGCAAGCAGCACCAUGUCUUCCAGUCCCCUGA
Molecule: messenger RNA, 1386 nt
Organism: Haemonchus placei
Lineage: Eukaryota; Metazoa; Nematoda; Chromadorea; Rhabditida; Trichostrongylidae
Source: the annotation of a GenBank genome assembly